AUUUCAAGCGCAAGUCUUGGUCUGUAAAGUAUGCAAACUUAGAUUUCUCUUAUGGGUGCACAUUUUUUAGUAGGAUGAAGCCAGGGUAGCCCAGUGACCUCCACAGGCUCUUCAGAAUCUUGGGCGUUACCAGAUACACAGGGCCCUUGAGCUUGUUAGACAAAGGCUGAUACAAAACAAGUGCAUCAAGACAGAAUUUAAAAACAACAGAUUAACUAAUAGUAGCCCAAAGACCAAUGCAUCUGUAACCACAUUUUUGUUUAUUUUUUAGUGUGUUUCCUUCAUGGUCUUUCUUGUGGCUCACCCUAUGCAGUUUGUGUACUUGUUGAGAGCUUUUUUUUUUUUUAAUCUGUCUCUGACAUUGUUUCUGCUGAACUCAGUUUUUCCGAGACCCUCUCUCCUCAUAGGCUCAGUUUUGGCCUGCCAGCCACAGUCCUCCAGUUUCCGUGGUAGAAGAGGCCUAGGCUGCUUCCUGUGGGCCCCCCGCUGGGCAGAAGCAUGCAGUGGUAUCUCUUCCUGAUUUGGGCACAGGGGCUGAGGCAGGCUCCCCUCCCCACCUCAGGAGCUGUGUCAGGCAGGAUAGUAACAAUGGGGAACGUUUCUGCAGAGGAAGGUGGCUCUGUCACCUUGCAAUGUCGCCUCUCCUCUACCACUGCCAAAGUGACACAGGUCAACUGGGAGCAGCAGGACCAACUUCUGGCCGUUCAUCAUGCUAACCUGGGGUGGUACCUCUGCCCAGCCUUCAGGGAGCGAGUGGUCCCCGGCCCCAACCUGGGCCUCACCCUGCAGUCGCUGACCAGGAAUGAUACAGGGGAGUACUUUUGUACCUAUCACACCUACCCCGAUGGGAUUUACAGAGGGACAGUCUUUCUGGAGGUCCUACAAAGCUCAGUGGCUGAGCGCAGCGCUGGGUUCCAGAUCCCACUGCUUGGAGCCAUGGCCAUAGUGCUGGCAGUCAUCUGCAUGGCAGUCAUCGUGGUGGUCACAUUGACCAGAAAGAAAUCUCUCAGAGCCCGUUCUUCGGAAAGUGGCCUCAGGAGAAUGCCGCGUGAACAGGAGGAAUGGAGUGCUGUCGUUCUGUCAUCUGCUGGAAGCUGCAUCCAGGCAGAGGCUGUGCCCGUGGUCUUCUGCACAGAGCGGAGGGGAGAUGACUGUGCCGAGCCACAUGAGUACUUCAACGUCCUGAGUUACAGGAGCCUUGGAAGCUUCAGCUUCCCAGCAGAGACCAGUUAGCUCCCAGAGGCAUCGUCUGGGAGAUACACUCCUGUCUCUGCUAUUACAGGUGGAUGAUGUACAAGGGUCUGAAGUCUCCAUUAUUGCUGCGUGUGUGGGUGUGUAUGUUUAGUUGAGUGAAUGAAUGUCAUUCUCUUCUCCACAUCUCCUCUGCCUUUCCCUUCCCUGGUGGCAGACCCAGAGUGAACAGUUUGUGUCUUGAUUAUGAAUGCAAAGUUAAAAAAAAUAACUUGACCUGGUUUGAGCGGAUCUUGUGGCUCUGAGAAAUGCAUUCCCAACAGGAGCAUUGGGCAGGGCUUUGGGCUGCAGUUUUGUGAGGGAUGAUGAUGAUGAUAUGAUCAUCUCAUUUGUCAUGGUCAUUUUCAUCAACAUUCACACAUUCAAGGCAUUUUAUGAACAAGGCAUGACAUGGGCAUGGGCUUCCAUGGGGCGAUUUGGGCAUGACUAACCCACCCUCUCAGGUCUCAGCCCUUAUAAACCUUAAAGUUAAAUGGGGUGAUGACAUUUGCAUUAAAGGUAGUAAGAAGACAGGGAGACAAGACAUGCGUCUUUGGGAAGAGAUGUGGUGCAGGCUGAGGUGGUCAGGAUAGGCUUUGUCUGGGGCAAAGUCCUGGGAGGAUGGAAGGAACAGUGAGGCUUAUGUGGUCAGAGCAGGAAUUUUGUCCAGGGAGGUCAGAGAAACCGAACAGAACUACUGAAAUUCCCACAUGAAGAUCCUGGCACCAAGGGAGCCAACAGGGCUUCAGAUUUUACUCCCUGAGAAGCUAAUUCAAGUCUCCUUUUGCUGGGUGUGCUUGGAGUCCAGGGAUGGGCUGCAGCAGGGGACCCCAGGUCUUCCAGCUGCCUGCUGGGGGGGCGGGGGGGCUGCAGCUUAGCCCCUGGCCAGGAUCCACCUUUUCUCUGUCAAUCCACCACGGAUUGACAGUGAGGAAAGAAUCUGUGUCCACCAAAAGGAAAACCUGGAUUUUUAAAACAGGGACUCUUCCUAGGGGGGAGAAAAAAGAGUGAUUGAGGGUUUAAAAAUGAACACCCUCCCACUAGCUGCUCUGAACCCUUAAAUUCACCCUCUGACCUCUUUGUGCUGGGCUUUGGGUGGCAUCUAAGUGCGAGUUUCUGUUUAGCUGACAAUCAGGCCUUUAUCCUGCCAUCACCUCUCUUAUAGGAUUGAGGGGGAAUGCUGGGCACGGAGGUGACAGAUUUUCUUUCAUGGGCACAGGAAAUGAGAGAGGAUGUGAAGCAAGGCUGUCAUUUGCCAACAGCUGAAGUGAAGUAUUGCUCUGCUCCCUAAGUAGGCAGGCUGAGCAGAAGAAAAUUCAACUCCUACUCCUUGGAUUUGUAUUUUUAUUUUUCUCGCUUCUCUACCAAAUAGGUAUGUACUUAGGAGCAACGAGCCCAAAUCUGUCCGGACUGCUGAGUCCUUUGGAAGACAGACAGAUGCAUGUCAAAUGCUGUUCUGGGCCAUGGCAGCCCAGCACAUUCUUCUUGCCGAACUAGUGCAAACGGCUUGGGAGUAGAAUACCAUUCACGAAUUGGAAAUGAACUAAAACAUACUGACAAAAGGGAGCUGCAGUUUGCAUUGGAGGAGACAUAUAUUGAGGUCAAGGCUGGACUGAGCGUUGGGUGUUAUUUAACAUGAUUAUAGUGACAGGGAAAUAUCUACAAAUACCAUUUGGAUGGAAAUAAAAAUACAAAAGAACCCAUAGAUGCUAUAAAUGGGCCAGGUUGCUAAAAUGAGAUUGAAUUAGACAGAAAAUAAAUUUUCAAGUGGAAUUCACUGAACUAGAUUUUCCUUGGAGAACCAGAGAAGACAAUUCCCUAAAAGCCAGAUUCCUGGACAGGUGUCCUGUCCGGUGCGGUAGCCGUUCUCCACAGGUAGCUGUCGAGCAGGUGAGAUGUCAUAGUCUGAAUUGAGAUGUACUGCGCUGUAAGUGUAAAAUGCACACUAGAUUUUGAAGGCUGGUUGUGUGUAAUAAAAACAGAAACUAUCAGUUUAGUAAUCUAAACAUAUUCAUGACAUGUCAGAAUGAUAGGAUUUUGGAUAUUUUGGAUUAAAAUAUGUUAUUAAAAUUAA
Molecule: messenger RNA, 3304 nt
Organism: Neofelis nebulosa (Clouded leopard)
Lineage: Eukaryota; Metazoa; Chordata; Mammalia; Carnivora; Felidae
Gene: TIGIT
Product: T cell immunoreceptor with Ig and ITIM domains
Exons: 4
Coding region: 499-1233 (244 amino acids)
Biological process (GO): negative regulation of T cell activation; positive regulation of interleukin-10 production; negative regulation of interleukin-12 production
Cellular component (GO): cell surface
Molecular function (GO): signaling receptor binding
Source: RefSeq, a predicted model, not a curated record